Messenger RNA from Anthonomus grandis grandis, 3074 nucleotides. RefSeq names its product nonsense-mediated mRNA decay factor SMG5 (gene Smg5). Gene Ontology annotation, biological process: nuclear-transcribed mRNA catabolic process, nonsense-mediated decay. The transcript is spliced from 10 exons. The record is from RefSeq and is a predicted model, not a curated record. Gene Ontology annotation, cellular component: telomerase holoenzyme complex. Gene Ontology annotation, molecular function: protein binding; telomeric repeat DNA binding; telomerase RNA binding. Lineage: Eukaryota; Metazoa; Arthropoda; Insecta; Coleoptera; Curculionidae. The coding region runs from base 171 to 2891 and encodes 906 amino acids.
CCAACUUUUUCUUAUUGUUGAUUUGAUUAAAAAAAAAUCCAUUUUGUUAUGGUUUUUAUAACGUUUGGUUACAAAAUUAAGCAUGGUAGGAUGAGCUGUACACUAUUUGCAUUUAGCGAAAUAUUUAUGCAUUUUGUUAAUUCUUGACCAAAGAACAAAUAUGAGUUGAAAUGAAGAAGAGUUUUAACCCCACCGAUAUCCAACAAAAGGAGAGUCUAGAGCUCUCGAAAAAACUUUAUCGUACAAUAGGUGAACAAUCCAAACAGCUUGAUGAUGCCCGAAGCUGUGUGUUCAACGUUUGUGAUCUUUUUGCGCCAGCACUCAGAUCUCAGCGCAGGAAAUUCUGUGACUAUUGUGACCGCCUGAUUUUUUCUGAUCCCUUGCUGUAUGGACGCAAAGGUGAAGAACUGCUUUGGAGAAAGGGUUUUUAUGAUGUUAUUUCGAUGGCUAAAAGGUUAAAAAAGAAGGAAUUUACACAAGAAGAAGUUUCUAGCAUCCAAGCACAUAUUUAUUCAGGAAUUGGAUUCUACCAUCAUAUGUUGACAAAACUGUCCAUACAAUUCAAUAUACACUUGCAAACUACUGUGGAUUGUAAAAUGUUACUGGAAAGUAAUGUAGAUCCUGCUGAAGUUAAUGAUGAAUUGAAGGAAUGGGCCAAGCAAACUGUUUAUCAGUGUCUGAUUUAUUUGGGUGAUCUUAGCCGGUAUAGAUUAGAGCUUAAGACUAAAAAUUCUGAUCCGUCCAUUGCAAUCAGGUAUUAUCUUCAAGCAAUAAGUUUCAAACCGAACAAUGGAAUGCCCUAUAACCAAAUGGGUACUUUGGCAAUGUAUCAGAACAAUUUGUUGGAUGCAGUUUACCAUUAUUUACGAUGCUUGGCUUGUAAGGUGCCAUUUGAGGGAACCACAAAUAAUUUGCAAAAUCUGUUUGAAAAAAAUUCAAAGUUUAUUGAGCAACUGCCAAGAAUUGAUGAAGAUGCUGAUUGCAUUGUAGAACCAGAUAAAAGUGACAAUAUUAGAAGAUUUAUUGCUAGAUUUCUCCUCCUUAUUGACAUUUGGUAUUUUAACAAAAAAGUUCCAAAAGUAUACAGUUUAUGUCAUCAAACAUAUAAAAACUUAGAAGAAUGUCUCACUUAUUGCAAGCCAACUCCAAGUGAAUCUGAUGAGUCUUCUACAUUAGAUAUGGUUCCUUCAGAUCCCGAUCCAAGUUACAUCAAUGGACAAAUGAUUUUCAAGGCGAUAGUAAUUUGUUUAUUAGUAAUUUCCAAACUUCAAGCCAAUAAUUCGCCUUCCCUUUCGACUUUGAUCGCUUUCACUUUGAGUAUUUAUUCCCAACUAAUUCAAAAGCUAUGCAGACAUAUUGAAGAAGCCGUUUUAAAUUAUCCAACCACGGAAAGUAAAAGGUCAUGCGGCGUUCUUGGGGAAAUAAUUAAGACUGGGAAAAAAGGAUCCAAAUCAAAAUUGCGUCGGAGAAAAGCUUUAAUCGUAGAAAGUGAAGAAUCUGAUGCUAGUGAAAAUGGUUAUGAAUCAGAUUCAAGCAGUUCAGAUGAGUCAUAUACUUCAUCCAAUGAGGAUGUUCUAGUUGAAACCUCUGAUGAGGAUAUUGAAAGCCAUAAGCAGGUUAUGGAUGACUCCCAAACAGCAUCUGCUCCAAAUCACACCAAAGACAAACAAAAAGGGGCAUCAAAAAACAAAGAUUUUGUAUUGAGGAAAGUUCAAAAGAUGGACAUAAACAUUAUGCUUGAAAUUAUCAAUGAAGAGGGUUUAUUGCAGAGCAUCAGAGUAGUAAGCGAAUGGCUGAAAUCAGAUAAAGACAUUAUUAAAUCGUGUGUCGCCACCACCAGCACUUUGGUCAAGCAACUAGUUCAAUUAAUUAAUCUGAUUAAUAUUAAUUUUAGCAGUGCCAGAAGCAUAAAUUUGAAAUUUAAGGUGUCCAAAAUAAUAAAAAACGAAUCAAAAAUCCCGUUGCCAGAAGAUGUUACUUUGAAAAACAUUAGAUUGUUCGAGCUCGCUCAGGCUGAAUACGAUUGGGAUUAUCUACGAGAAAACGAUAUUACUAGUCGCGAAGAAAAUGUGAUUCGAAUUCUGAAAAUUCUUUCUUUUGGGAAAAUUUUAACGAAAAUUGAAGAUACUGGAGUCACUUUUGAUGAGACCAAAAAUAUUCUUAUUUUCGACGAAAAAGAUUGGAGUGCUGGAGUUGAUAGCGGACACUCAGAAAGCUGCUUAAUAGAAGAACUGGAACGUCAAGAAGAAACCGAGGUAGUUAAUAAACCAUCUCUGACGAACGGUGAAUUAAAAUCUACAUCAGAAAACCAUAAAAUGAAGCAUAUGGGUCAACUAUGGCUGGCAUCGGAAGUGCGUGCCCUGGAGACAAGAGUUGGUAGUACGAAAGCGACACUCUCUCCUUAUUUAGUGAUCGAUGCCGAUGCGCUGAUUAAGUACACGCGAAUGGUGAAACAAUUGGUUUAUUCCAGGCAAUUUAUUUUGUUGGUACCUGUCGCAGUCGUAUCUGCUUUGGAUGAUUUAAAAAAAGAAUGCAUCGAGGCACGCGAUGCUAUUCGUUGGCUAGAAGCGCAGUUUCAACGAGGAAAUCGGUUUUUCCGUGCACAGCGCCCCCAUGAGCGCGCUGCAAUUCCACUGAUAAAAUACCCGAAGAAAAAAGACAAGGAAAUGCACGUUUUCAUUCAAAUCAUCGAAUGUUGUUACUAUUUUACGGAUCAACAAAAAGGAGCGUCUAAUGUAGUCACUUUUUUGAUGGGCACGCUGAACAGCCUCGGUGGUGGGGAUAAUAAAGAGUUUAGUUAUGGAGGGUUGGCGAAAAGUGUGGGGAUUAUUUUAGAGUCCAUAACGAGCUUUUAUGCUAAAUGGAAAAAGAAUAUGGGUACUAAUAGGUGAAAAAUGAUAAGGAAAUUUACUGUAUUCGGGGCUUGUUAUGAAGAUUGAUUGUCUUCAUCGGGAGAAGUUAAUACGAAUUACUUAUGUUGUCCAUAUUUUUUAAUAUAUUUGUUCUGUUAACUUAAUUGAAGAAAUAGUAAUUGUCAUUAUAAUAAGUCGAAUUAAAAUUACUUUCGGGUGUAA